AAGACGAGAAAGCGAUGGCCCUAAUCAGCCACCACAGCUGACAGCUUUGCUACAAAUUAAGCGAGUUCCUUCCUACUCGAUUCAGAUAGGCGACUGGUAUUCACUGACGUCGCGGUGAGAGAGCGAGAGAAUGAUAGGUUGAAUCGGACGUUGGUGAGACAUAAUUUAUGAGCCCAAAUCCUCACCAGCGAAAGAUUGUGAAGCCUACAGUCGAGAUUAUGUAGACAUUGUCUGCUUCCGACUGCCUCGUUUGUAAAAUCGCCGAUAACAACGAAAGCUCCGUUAUAACAACGGACAGGAUUGUGCAGUGCUGUGGCUGAGUCAAUAUGAUUUGGGUCAACAUCCACGAGCUGGCCUCCCGGCUGUGAACGGACAUAUACACAUGGCUAUCUCGACGCUAGUGGCGAAAAUGGAGGACACUUCAGCGACGUGAUAAAGGAACAUGCUUAAAAAGAUGAUGUGGGUCUCUGGAAGGAGGAUCAGUGUGUCCAAGUGCCUGCGACUUUUUCUCCUGCUGGUCUGUUUCUCUACCCUGUCAUUCUUCUUGUACGGCCACGAUGUCUUGAUAUUUUUGGGGCUGAGGUCCGUGACACAGCUGGAAUUACAUGGAGGGACCCGUCCAUGAGGAACAUUUUGAUGAAUGACACAGUUUCCCAAGACCUACAGAAACAAGUUCGUAUUCUUUGUCUUGUGCCAACAACUGUGAAGAACGAAGAUUCCAAAGUGUAUGCAGUGAAUGCGACAUGGGGAUCGCGAUGCAACAAGCUGCUGUUCGUGUUUACAUAUCACCAUUCCAAGUACCCUCACAUAUCGCUCAACAUUUCGGAUGGCCGGUCACACCUCACUGCCAAAACCAUGCAAGCUCUGAAAGAAGCAUACAAACAGUAUGGAGACUCUUACGACUGGAUUUUAAAAGCAGACGAUGACAGUUUCAUUAUCAUGGAAAACCUACGUUUUCUUUUAUCCAAAUUUGACCCAAAUAAUCCAGUAUACAUUGGAUACCAUUUCAAGGUGCUUGCUCACAAUGGCUACAUGAGUGGAGGUGGUAGCUAUGUGUUGAGUAAGGCAGCGUUGCGGAUGGUGGUUGAGAAAGGUUUCAGCGGAGGAUGCGCUACUGAUGGAGGUGAUGAAGAUGUGGAUGUUGGACGCUGUAUGGAAAAGUUGGGCAUCAAAGCCUAUGUAUCAUAUGACAAGUUUGGCAGAGACGCGUUUCAUCCUCAAAGCAUGGAACAGCAUCUGAUUGGCCCGUUACCUUGGUAUCUCAAGGAUUAUCCGGCAUCACCGAUUCAAGCAGGUCCGGAGUGCUGCAGCCAGUUCUCCAUCAGCUUCCACUACGUCUCCUCACACAUGAUGUACAUCAUCAACUUCCUCCUCUACAGGGUCUCUGUCUACGGUGUCAGUGACUUGCCAGCAGACCAACUUCAGGAUAUUUUCACAAAGAAGAUCUCCUACAUAAAACACCAAAGUAAAGACGAGGUGUUUCCAAUACAUAAAUAUUUUGGUGCUCCUAACUUUGUACCCCAGGAGCAUCCAGAAUACAACCACCGAUGGACAUGAUCAACACCAGCCCCCUUCCGCAAACAAAACAAAUUUCAGAAUAAGUUCGGGGCGGUGUUGUAGCACAGUGGUUGAAGUGUAUGCUCGUCUAGCUGUAGGCCCGGGUUCGAUCCCCCACAUGGGUACAAUGUGUGAAGCCCAUUUCUGGUGUCCCCCACCUCUGGGUGUGUGGGUGGGUUUGUGAGUGA
This is a messenger RNA of Haliotis rubra (blacklip abalone), 1745 nucleotides long. RefSeq names its product glycoprotein-N-acetylgalactosamine 3-beta-galactosyltransferase 1-like. Gene Ontology annotation, cellular component: membrane. Bases 622 to 1557 code for a protein of 311 amino acids. The record is from RefSeq and is a predicted model, not a curated record. The transcript is spliced from 6 exons. Gene Ontology annotation, molecular function: N-acetylgalactosaminide beta-1,3-galactosyltransferase activity. NCBI's taxonomy places the organism in Eukaryota, Metazoa, Mollusca, Gastropoda, Lepetellida, Haliotidae.